This is a messenger RNA of Malassezia globosa CBS 7966, 1401 nucleotides long. RefSeq lists its product as uncharacterized. The transcript has a single exon. The record is from RefSeq and is a predicted model, not a curated record. Gene Ontology annotation, molecular function: A2-type glycerophospholipase activity; lysophosphatidic acid acyltransferase activity. Gene Ontology annotation, cellular component: mitochondrion; mitochondrial inner membrane. Gene Ontology annotation, biological process: lipid homeostasis; cardiolipin acyl-chain remodeling; phosphatidic acid biosynthetic process. Bases 1 to 1401 code for a protein of 466 amino acids. NCBI's taxonomy places the organism in Eukaryota, Fungi, Basidiomycota, Malasseziomycetes, Malasseziales, Malasseziaceae.
AUGUCUGAGGACUAUUCGGCAGCGGUACUGAUGAUGCAGGACGCUGUGGCGCCCACAUUACCCUCAAGCAUCAAGCCUGUUCCUGCUUCCCUGUUUGCCUCCUUUAUGGCUUGGUGGGGCUUGUCACGACAACAGACGGCAGAUGCAGAGUUGUUCCUUUACAAAAAGACUGGGUUCUUUCGGUCUGCUCAAGUUGCAAACGCAUCCAAGGUAAACGAUGAUGGGCCAAACAGCAUAGCUGAAGCUUUCGCGAUGCAGACGACAACAUCAUCCACCUCAUCGGCACUGCAGGCAUCAUCAGCAUCAUCAGGUCUACGAAACACUUCACCCACAUUACAAGGAAACGAAUUCGCUACGAUAGCGACACAACUGGGCCCACAUGGCAAGGUCGGGUACAUGCACAGUGUGAACCUGUCUGACGGGAAACACAGCCCAUGGUCAUGGAAACGUCGUACACCCACACAGCGUUACAUUCACACAGUUGAAAUUGGAACGCCGAAGCGAAAAGAGGAGCGUCCUGACAAUGAGGUAUCGAUUGUGCUUGUGCAUGGUUAUGGUGCGGGAAGUGCGUUCUUUUUUCGGAAUCUAGGCGCCCUUGCCAAGAUACCCAACACACGUUUGUAUGCACUCGACUGGCUUGGCAUGGGUCGGUCGUCUCGCCCAUCGUACUCGUUAGGAGGCAAGCCACGCUCUAUGGAACGUGUGGAAGCCAGUGAGUCAUUUUUCCUCGAUGCCCUGGAGGAGUGGCGUACGAAGAUGCACAUCGACAGGAUGGUACUUGUUGGGCACAGCUUGGGAGGAUACUUGUCAACCGCGUACGCGCUGCGGUUUCCUGAGCGAGUGUCGAAACUAAUUCUCGUUUCUCCCGUUGGCUUUCAUGAGGGUUCCCUACAGGACAUGAUGAAACACAAUCCUGACAAACGAGCACCUCGGUUCGGACCACGCACGAUCCAGUUCAUGAGCUGGCUUUGGGACAAAAAUGUGAGCCCCUUUAGUAUCUUGCGCUUCUCUACUGUGCUUGGUCCAUUGCUGAUGGGUGGCUACACGCGAAGACGGUUUGGAUCCCUCGCACAAGAUGAGCUCCAGAGUUUGCAUGCCUAUUGCCACGGCAUUUUCACCGAUCACUCAAGCAGCGAGCACUGCCUUGCCGAUAUCCUAGCGCCAGGUGCCUUUGCUCGACGGCCUAUGGCGCAGCGCGUAGCGCCUCUCAAGAUACCCAUCGUAUUUCUGUAUGGAGAUCAUGACUGGAUGGAUACAUGUGGUGCGUACCAAGCAAGAGAGGUCCUUCAUGAGGCUGGCAACAAUGACGUACGCAUUCACACGGUGAAGAAUGCUGGACAUCACCUGUACCUAGACAAUCCGUCUGAAUUUAACGAGCUCUUAGAGCAAGGGCCAUGGUAG